Boleophthalmus pectinirostris (great blue-spotted mudskipper) is the source of this 4592-nucleotide messenger RNA. RefSeq names its product latent transforming growth factor beta binding protein 3 (gene ltbp3). Bases 309 to 3992 code for a protein of 1227 amino acids. Gene Ontology annotation, molecular function: transforming growth factor beta binding; calcium ion binding. The transcript has 29 exons. NCBI's taxonomy places the organism in Eukaryota, Metazoa, Chordata, Actinopteri, Gobiiformes, Gobiidae. The record is from RefSeq and is a predicted model, not a curated record.
AAUGCGCACUCUAUCCAAAGUCUCCAAACUCCACAAAGCAACAGGCGAGAGGAGCGCGGCUGAAGCGAGGACGACCACAGCGCUAACCGACAAAACCAGGCGACAGAGACCUUCCAAAGAUGGCAGAGGUUUUUAUUUUACACGCGGACCUCUUGGACACGCAGGGAAAGUGAUUUGUCUUUUUGGUGAGAAUAUUCGUGGGAGGACUUGUGUUUUUCCGCCGUCAAACUUGUGCCUGGGAUCUCAAAGCAGACGCAGCUGGUUUGGAUGUCCCGGGAGUUGGUGACGGGCAGUGAAAGGAUGCCAGGAUGCCCUCAGUGAUCCCGGUCCAUCUGCUGGUCCUGUGGCUGAGCGUUCACAGGCUGGUGUGGUGCACGGAGCGCGCCUCGGCCCGGGAGCGCUUUAAGGUGGUCAUCGCUCCUCUGGUGUGCAAACGGAUCUGCCUCAAAGGACACUGUCAGGAUACGUGCGAGCAGGGCAACAACACCACGUUGAUAGCGGAGAACGGACAGGGGGCGGAUACGCUCAUUGGACAGGGCUUCAGGGUCGUGGUCUGCCCUCUCACUUGUUUAAAUGGAGGAGUGUGCCUUUCGAGAAAGCACUGUCUUUGCCCCCAUGGCUUCACAGGACGUCUCUGCCAGUUCCCCCUCCAGCAGACACACCAUCCCCAGGCAGCACGGGGCAACAAGCAGCCAGUCUACCCCACAUCACUCAAACCAGACAUGCAGAAACAUGGGGACCAGGCUCUGAAUGGGAGGACACAAAUAACACAAACACACUCAGUAUUCACUCUGCCGGGCGGACACCCCUCAUCUGAAGUGCAGAUAAAUGUGCGGGUUCACCACACACCAGGGACCUCAGUGGUCAUACAACCCUUUGACCAGGCAGACACCAAACCUCCGGUGAAGACCAGCCCACGAGUGCCACUUUCAAGGCACAAACCAAAGGGCCGCUGCUUCCAGGAGACCACGCCCAAACAGGCUUGCAACAGUACACCACUCCCUGUGUUAACCAAUCAAGAGGACUGCUGUGGCACCGUGGGGAACUCAUGGGGACAGAACAAGUGUUACCAGUGCCCCAAAUUACCAAAUGCAUCAGUUAAGCAGAAUAUUGUUGAAGAGUAUGGCUCUACAUGUCCACAAGGUUAUAAAAGGUUUAACAGCACUCACUGUCAAGACAUAAAUGAGUGCACAUUGCAGGGUGUUUGUCAGAAUGGAGACUGUCUGAACACUCUUGGCAGCUUCCAGUGUUCGUGUAGAGCUGGAUAUGUGCUGGAGAGGAACAUGUGUGUGGAGUCUCCCAUGGAGCUAGGCCAGUGCUUUAGGAUGGCGUCUGAGUCGGGCUGUGAGCACGCGCUGCCCAAUGACCUGACACUGGAGAUGUGCUGCUGCACUGUGGGCGCAGCCUGGGGCCGCAACUGUGAGAGAUGCCCCCAGGAGGGCACUGUGGCCUUCAAUAAGAUCUGCCCUGCUGGGAAGGGCUACUUCAUCAAAAACUUCAGAGAGACCUUGGUUUUUAUUAGUGAAGAAACUAAAUGGACAGAAACAACUCAGCCAGCUCCCACAAGCUCUAGUACUCCCCGUGUUCCUGUUGUUAAACCCACUCCUCCAGCCAUUAUCAGAGUUCCUCCAGGCAAUGACCCCUUCGAAACACAAACCAAAGUCUCACCAGACACAGACGAGUGCAAGAUGAGCAGGAACAUUUGUGGUCAUGGAGAGUGUGAGAACAGCCUGAACGGCCACAUCUGUCACUGUCACCCAGGCUAUCAUCUCAACCCUCUGAGAAACAUCUGCGAGGAUGAUAAUGAAUGUGAGUCUGAACCCUGUGGUCAUGGCAGAGGUUACUGUCUCAAUGUGGAAGGAAGCUACAAAUGCCACUGUCGCCAAGGUUACAAACAUAUAGUACAGCACGGCCGGCUCAAGUGUGUAGAUGUUAAUGAGUGCACCCGACCUGAGAUCUGUGGACUGGGGGGAAUUUGUGUGAACCUCCCUGGGUCUUAUAAAUGUGAAUGUCAAAGCGGCUUUAAGAGCAAGUCCCCGCGCCAUCCUGCCUGUGAAGAUAUAAAUGAGUGCUUGAGUCCAGACACCUGUCCCAAUGAACAGUGUGAGAACACCCCAGGAUCAUAUGAGUGUGUGCCCUGUCUGCCGGGACAUGAGGCCAAAGGAGGCAUCUGUUAUGAUAUAAACGAAUGUCAGAAGCCUGGCAUCUGUCCUAAUGGUCGGUGUGAAAACCUCCCCGGGACUUACCGCUGUCUGUGUAAUGAAGGAUUCCUCCCAUCUGCAGACAGCAAAGGAUGUAGUGAUAUUAAUGAGUGUGAGGAUUCUCGACUUUGUGCCUACGGACGUUGCAUAAACACAGAGGGCUCCUUCCAGUGCCAGUGCUACCCUGGAUACCAGCGCACACAGGAGGGCAGCCACUGUGAAGAUAUUAACGAAUGCGAGCGACCAUCGAACUGUCAGAGGGGACACUGCAUUAACAGUAUGGGGUCCUAUCACUGUGAAUGUCCCAAAGGAUUCUCUCUGGUGGGAGGCAGGAGAUGCCAAGACAUAGAUGAGUGUACAAAAGACAGGAGCUUGUGCCAGCCCUUCGGAGUCUGUGAAAACAGACCUGGCUCCUAUGUGUGUGUUUGUAAUCACGGAUAUGUCCUGUCAGAGGACAAGCACAGCUGCGAGGCAGUUCGAGUAGUGAUGGAUGAGAAGAAAGAGUGCUAUCUGAACCUGGAUGACACGGUUUUCUGUGACAGUGUUUUGGCCACGAAUGUCACCAAACGGGAGUGCUGCUGCUCCAUCGGAGUGGGUUGGGGUGACCACUGUGAGAUCUACCCCUGUCCUGUGUCUCACUCAGCUGAGUUCCUCUCUUUAUGUCCCCAUGGUCAAGGCCUCUACUCUGAAGAGGGACUCCAGUACAGCCUGCCUGUCUAUCAUGAUAUUGAUGAGUGUGCUCUGUUUGCUGAGGAAAUCUGCAAAAAGGGUCGCUGUGAGAACACGCUGCCUGGUUACGAGUGCUAUUGUCAACAAGGUUUUUACUACGACAGCAAUCUUCUCGAGUGCAUUGAUGUGAAUGAAUGCCAUGACGAGUCACUCUGUACUAAUGGUCACUGUGUUAACACUGAUGGAUCUUUCUUCUGUAACUGCAACUUGCCCUGGACUCCUGAUUCAAAUAAGAAAAAAUGUGUACUUGAAGCAGUAGCAGGUUUAAAUGAAUGUCAAGAUCCUGCCAACUGUAAGAAUGGUCACUGUGUGGACACUCCAGGCUCAUACUAUUGCAUCUGCUCACCGCCCUGGACCUUGGCCACGGACCGCAACAGCUGUGUAACCCCUGAAGAGCAGGCUGAUGUGAAUGAGUGCCAGGACCCCUCGUACUGUAAGAAUGGGAGGUGUGAGAACACGCCAGGCUCCUUUCACUGUUUUUGUGACCCUCCGUUCACCUUCAGUGCUGCUCAGAAACAGUGCGUCUAUGACGAUCGCACAGCGGCGCACAAGGACGUGUGUUUCAAUCAAGUGGAUGAGGGAUUGAUCUGCAGUGAUCCCACGACAGCCAUGGUCACAUACUCUGAGUGCUGCUGUCACUUUGGCCGUGGCUGGGGUCCCGAGUGCAACACCUGCCCCCAACGACACUCAGAGAUGUUUAACCGCCUCUGUGAGAUGCAUCUAGAAACUGAAUCUGAUGGGGAGCAGGACUUUUUGGCAGCUUUUGCUAACUACAACCCAGGUGACAGUUCUGAGGAGGACUCUGAUGAAUGCAGUUGUGCGAAUGGACGCUGUGUCCGUUCCUAUCUUGGCACCAUGUGUGAAUGUAACUCAGGCUUCAGGCUAGACCACUCCCGCACUCGAUGUAUAGACAUUGAUGAGUGCGGUGAGCCUGGAGUCCGACUCAGUCCGUGUAAAAAUGCUCGCUGUGUGAACACGGCCGGCUCAUACAAGUGCUACUGCAAACACGGAUUUGUGCCCACACGAAGAUCCAACAUCUGCAUUCGCAGAAGAAGCCGAUAACCUCCACCAAUUAUCCACACAACUCACCCCCACGAGGCAAAAGCUGCACCUGCCUCUUCACAACUGGGACAAUUCAAUAAGGCCUUCAGUCAUUGACGCAUGAACAGACUUUUAACACAAUCAUUUGUUGAUUUUGUAAUUAUUGUUUGUUAGUGUUUUUGUUAGUGUUUUUUAAGCUUCAAAUAUGCACUUUUGUAAUUGUCAUUGAUCUGUUGUUCCUAUGUUAGCCAUGUCACAGUUUUAAAACACAAGACUUACUUUCUUUGUAAGUCUAUAUUUAAUAUUACAUUCCUGUAGCCGUCUACCUUGUAAUUUGUUUCAUGUUUUAUUUGCAAGUUUCUGUUUAAACUUUGUUUUGUAAAAGAUGUACAGUACAGUUGAGCAAGUGCCUUUUGAUUAUGCAUCAUAAUGGACAAGCAGAAGUUCUUUAUGAGUUUGUUAGCUAUAGCCAUAAGGUCAUGCACUUAGCAGAGAGGAUUCCCAAAAAUAGUUGGUCAAGUAGCUUUUUCUAAUCAGUUUGACAUCUGUUUCAGGAUUGUUACAUCAAGUUAUUUACAAAACCAAAGAAUUUAAAUUAAAAAGAAAGAUGUCAAAAUUUAA